AUGUCAUUGAGUGCAGCUCCCCCGCCGCAGGGCGUGCGCAACGCCUUUGCCACUACAAGCAUUUUUUCUUGCGGCAAGAGGGGAGCCGGAUCCACGCUGAGACCUCGGUACUACGACGCCAACUUGGACUGGGUACCAACUACACCCCUGCGCCAGGCAAUGCGCCGGCUAUACCCGUUUCUAUUGAGUACCUUCCUCUACAUGGAAGCAUGUGGGCAGUACCUGGUGUGGCUGUUGAGCGUAGAUGAUAGUGGUUUUGACGACGCAGAGAACAGGCGGCGCGACCAGCGAAGUCAACAACUGCUUUACGGCGGUCAAAAUAGCGACAGUGAGGAGGAAGCGGAGGAAAUGCGUCUUGUCUUGGAGGCGGGCCGAGGGAGGGCCACUGCGAAAGGCAGUGCGGGUGCGAAGGGUCCGGUGGAGCUUGCUGUCAUAGACAGUCACCGCGGCGACGUUGGUCGCGAGCAUUUUUCUGGCCCUGUGAGGUCGCGGCGUGUUACCCCCCUGUGUGGGUUUCCUCUUGAAGAAAUUUAUGAGGAAGAUUGGAAUUGA
Molecule: messenger RNA, 552 nt
Organism: Trypanosoma rangeli
Lineage: Eukaryota; Euglenozoa; Kinetoplastea; Trypanosomatida; Trypanosomatidae
Exons: 1
Coding region: 1-552 (183 amino acids)
Source: RefSeq, a predicted model, not a curated record